This is a messenger RNA of Mytilus trossulus (common blue mussel), 5547 nucleotides long. RefSeq names its product phosphatidylserine synthase 1-like. The coding region runs from base 17 to 1423 and encodes 468 amino acids. Gene Ontology annotation, biological process: phosphatidylserine biosynthetic process. Lineage: Eukaryota; Metazoa; Mollusca; Bivalvia; Mytilida; Mytilidae. The transcript is spliced from 13 exons. The record is from RefSeq and is a predicted model, not a curated record. Gene Ontology annotation, molecular function: L-serine-phosphatidylethanolamine phosphatidyltransferase activity.
AUUAUUCUUAUGCAACAUGGCGAGUGGCGAUGAUGACCUUCCUCUUGAUGAAGAACAAGAACAUUUUAGGAUAAUUAAUGAGAAAUCUGUGGAUGAUAUUACAUUGGCAUUUUUCUACAAACCACAUACUAUAACUUUAUUGACAGUUUCAGUGAUAGGAUUGCUGUACGCGGCUUUUACGAGAAAUGAUUCCGGGCCAGAAGAUAAUUUAUGGCAUGGAUUUUGUUGUGUAGUAUUCUUUUUCUUGGUAAUCAGUCUGCUAGCUUUCCCUAACGGUCCUUUUACCAGACCACAUCCUGCACUAUGGAGAAUAGUCUUUGGUUUAAGUGUCCUGUAUUUCCAUAUACUUGUUUUUUUCCUGUUCCAAAACCGUCAGGAUGUGAGGAAGAUGAUAGAAUGGUUAUAUCCUGACCUAAAAGGGGUUGGACUAUCAGAAAAGCAAUAUGCUGUGAAUUGUUCCCAGAUUGAUGUAGCGAGAAUAUGGUCACACUUAGACCUCUUUGCAGUGGCACAUUUUUUAGGAUGGACAAUGAAAGCACUGUUGAUCAGACAUUAUGGAAUAUUGUGGACAAUUAGUGUCUUAUGGGAGUUUUCUGAGAUUGUAUUUUGUCAUUUACUGCCAAACUUUGCUGAGUGUUGGUGGGAUUCUUUAAUCCUUGACGUGCUGAUCUGUAACGGUCUAGGAAUCUGGAUUGGCAUGGAGAUCUGUAAAAAGUUAGAAAUGAGAAACUACCAUUGGGAAAGUAUUAAAGCUAUACAUUCUACAUCAGGAAAGAUCAGAAGAGCAGUGUUACAGUUCACACCAGCAAGUUGGACUCACGUGAGAUGGUUGGAUCCAAAUUCAUCUUAUAUGAGAAUAGUAGCAAUCUGUAUAAUAAUAAUAUUCUGGCAGGUAGUAGAAUUGAAUACGUUUUUCCUGAAACAUAUACUAGAAAUACAAGAAUCUCAUCCUCUAAACUUAUGGAGGCUAACUCUUAUCAGUCUUAUAUCUGCUCCAACUAUAAGACAAUGGUAUGUUUAUGUGACAGAUGUACAGUGUAGAAGAGUUGGUGUUCAGUGUUGGAUGUUUUGUGCAAUAACCUUGACAGAAGCAAUAUUAUGUUGUAAGCUUGGACUAGAGUUGUUUAAACAGACUUCAGUUAUAUAUUUACUACUGUGGUUAACUAUACAGAUAACUGGUAGUGGUUUGUGUGUUUAUUUGUGUGCAUUGUAUGCUAAAACUUGGAGAUGGAAGACUCUCCAUGAAGGGGUUUACUUGACACAGGCUGAGUUAGAGUCAGAAGCCAAAAAUGGGUCGUAUCCAAAUUCUCCCAAACGAACAAUUACCAAUAUGAAUGGCCAGAGUUUGAUAUCUAAGACAAAGGACAAAGAAGUGAAGUACAAUUUACGGAAAAGAGAGAUUCAGCUUACUACUGGACAUUGAAUUAUACAUUUUGGCCAUAGUUUCAGAGGAAGUUUGUAGGAAUUAUGGGUAAUUUGCAAUGUGUUCAUUGUUAUACCUAAUGAAGAAUUCACUGCCUAAAAUUACUCAUACUUAGCGUUCAUAUUAACAUUAACGUGACAGAGAGAUUCAGAUUCUGGACAUUGAAUUGUACAUUUUGGGAAUAGUUUCAGAGGAAUUUUUCUCGCAUGAGUAGUUUGGAAAUGUGUUCAUUGAAGUAAUUAAAGAAGAUUUCACUGUCUAAAAUUACUAAAAAUUAGUGUUCAUAUUUCCAUUUAUGUGGAAGAAAGAUUCAGCUUACCGGGUACUACUGGUCAUUCUACUGGUCAUUGAUUUAUACAUUUUGGCCAUAGUUUCAGAGGAUGUAAUGGAGGACAUUUUCUCUUGUGGGUAAUUUUGUAAUGUGUUCAUUGUUAUACCUAAUGAAGAAUUCACUACCUAAAUUUACCCAGACUUAAUAGUGUUCAUAUUAACAUUUAUCUAAACCCUGUGCUAGAAGAUAUAUGUGAAAUUCUUUAUUGAAUUGAGAACUGUAUAUAAAUGGUCUGUCUAUUUUUGACCUGUUUUGGGUAUCAAAGAUAUAGGAAUGGAGAAGAAACUAACCAAUGCCAUCAUUUGUCUUUUUAACUGCAAUGGAAAAUUUAUGUAUUUUAUCAGAUCUUUGUGAUGUAAUAUCCUGUUGUUGUAUAGACCUAUUUCCUAUUUGUCAAACAUUACUAGACAUCGUAAAGGUUCCCGUAAAAUUUUGAUGUCACAAUAGAAAAUGUCUUGACAUCACAUGCAAAAGUGAUUGUAUGACAUCAAAAGUUCAAAGGUUGCAGAUUCCAAAAUAGCAAUAAGGUCUAUUUGGGCUGUUCCGUAACUAAACACUGUUGUGGCAUGAGGUUUUUUUGGACACCUACCCAAUCUAAAGAAAAGACAACCUUCAACAAUUAACAAAGUUUUUGUCUUUUAAGGGGGCUCGCGGGUCUAAAUCCAAAUUUUUAUUUAAUAUAGGAUUUCGCUAUAUUUUUCUAUAAAUGAACUUUAUCUUAUACUUAAUAGAAAAAUGAAAUAAAAAAAUGGGGUCACUGUUCAUUUACGCUCACAAUCUGCCUUCGAAAGAAGCAAACAUUUUUGAUAAUGUUCUUUUCUUCUGUUGACCUAAUAUGAGAAAAAGCGAUAUUAUCGAAAUAAAAAAAGAGCUAAAUUACAGAAAUCGCUUAAAUUUCACAAUUAUUUAGUUUAUGUACAGCUUUUUCGAAAACAACAAUAAAGAAAAUAGGUCACCGAUGAGUUAAAAAAGAUAUUUUAAUUUAAAUGCCAAAAAAUGGCAUUUUUGCACCAAAGGGAGAUAAUUUAGAGCUUUUUCAAUGAUAUCAACAUUUUAAAAGUCACCUGGGGCCAACAGGAAUUGAUUUUUUUGGAUAAUUUUUGUACCAUAUGAUAAAGUUACAACUACUCAAGGUAAUUAAUAAAAUUUGUAAUGAAAAAUAAAUGUUCAACAUUUUUCUGAAAAUCUUAUACCCGUGAGCCUCCUUAAGCCCUACAAUUUGAUGGAUUUUGGAAUACAUUUUAACUGUUGGUUUUAUCUUGUUACUUAUAAACUAAUUGUUAAGAGGUAUCCUUGGGUAGAAUGUAAUUACUUUUUCCAUCAGAAUGAUGUAAUUAUUCUAGCAUAAGUGAUCACUACUAAAGUCGAGUACAUAAACAAAGCUGGUAUUAUUUUGUCAAAUGUAUACAUAUUGUAUAUUAACUUAUGAGAUUAUUUUUCUGAGAUUUUAGCAUAUGUUCCUUUGAAGUGAAAGGAAAAUGAUUUUUUUGUUCUUCAAACUUUUUAUAAAAGUUCUUGGUACAAAAGCUAGAUGUUAAUUGUUAAUGGAUAUUUAACUUUUUACUGUCUCAGAAUCCAUGUUUUUUUUAUAUAGAUUAGACUGUUGGUUUUCCCGUUUGAAUUUUUUUUUUACUAGUAAUUUUGGGGCCCUUUAUAGCUUGUUGUUCGGUGUGAGCCAAGGCUCUGUGUUGUAGGCCGUACUUUAACCUAUAAUGGUUUACUUUUUAAAUUGUUAUUUGGAUGGAGAGUUUUCUCAUUGGGACUCACACCACAUCUUCCUAUAUCUAUGAAAGUUUUCUGUAAAUUUUGCCCAUUCAUAUUAAAUAUGAUACAAUUUCCUUUAAGCUUGAAUGGAUGAUGAGGAAAAGUUCAAAUUAAUGUUUUAUAACAUGAUGAAAUAUAUAGUCCCAUAAUGUGCUCAAUUUGGUAAAUACAAUGAUAAUUAACAAAUCAAUUUUAAAAGAAAGGGACAAUUUAUUAUCCAUGGUUUUGAUUUAUCAUGAUAAUUUCCCAGUUGGUGGAUCCAAGGGGUUGCUCGGGUUGGAAACCUUCUAGUUUUUAUGACAACCAAUGCUUUUGAGUGAGGACAUAGGUUUGGAACCCCCCUUUAGCCUGGGUUGGUUUGUAUUCAAGCUACAAUUUCUAUGUUACAGUUCUUUUCUGUCUGUGCUGCCAAAAACUAGUCAAAUAUUUAUUUCCGUUUUAUUAGAAGAAAUAAUGCCACAUAUAGUUUGUUUGGCAAUAGUUUUGUCUUAACUUGCAAAUAAACCAGUCAAGUCUGCCAAAUAAUAAAUAACCUGACAAAUUUUUGAUAGCAACUGCCAAACUAAUCAUGAAUCAAUUUUUGACACUUCAUGGAAAUUAAUGAACCUAAUUAGUUAGACAUUUAGUUUAUUGUAACAAUAGUAUUCCGAUAUUGUUUUGUAUUGAUUUAUUUAGAAUGAUAUUUUAUAUAUUUUACUCAGUUUUUACCGUUUUAAAGUUAUUAUUUAUACUUGUGUGUUGUCUGUUGAGAGAUUAAUUUGAGCAGAUGUUUAUACUGUAGACUUAAAGAUAUCCCUAUGUUGAAGUCACCUAUGGUUUACUUAUUACCUUUUUAGUUUUCAUUAUGUGUUUAUCACCAGUAGUAUAUUUGUUUUGUUCAUUUAUUUACCAAUAAUAUAGAUUUUAUAACUAAACAUUUUAGUAGCAGUUUUGAUUUGUUUACUGACAUUUAAUUUUUUUUGGGAAUGGAUGAGAAUUUUCUCCUGUUGAUCAUAUUUCAAUGAGUCAACCAAAUUUUUUUGCAUAACCAUAUUUGUUAAAAUUAUUCAGUGCCAAAACUUAGAGUAGAGACUUUUAACCUUUUAACCCUUUAACCUUUGAACCAUAGUGUUUUUAAUCAAUGAUUCAUUAAUAAUUGUGUACUUAAUGUCCAGUGGAAGAUAUUUCUAACAUUUUUAUAACUUAAUUGAGAAUGGAAAUAAUGUCCGAGUCAACGGGAUCAAAGAGCAGAUUUUAACAGCCAAAAGCCACCAAUGGGUCUUCAAUACAGCAAGAAAAUCCUGCAUCUGGAGUUGUGCUUCAGUAUGCCUUUUAAAUAAAAAUGUGUACUUUCAAUGAUUAUGGACGUCUAAUACUAAACUCCAAAACAUAUAAAUGAACUACUUAACUCCAACCCAUAUUUAUAAGUCGCUGCCUCGGUUAAUGGUACUCCUAGCUGAUAUAUUUUAUGUUCUAAAAAAAUAUUUUAAUAUUACCAUUUAAUUUUAGUACAUACUUACCUAUUGUUUUUAAUUUGAAAUAAAAACAUUUUCACAGAUAAAUAAUACCAUAAAGCAUUUUGUUGUAGUAAUACAAGUAUAAAUAUUAUAAAGGGACCAAGCUUUAAGUUUAAACCAUGAAGAUGUCUAAAAAGAUUUCUAGUCUAGAUUUGAAAAAAAAGAGGUUUCUCAUUUUUGAUAAUAAAUAGGAGAAAUUCUAUUUAUCAUACGAAGGAUUUGCUUCUGUCAGAGCUGAGAUAAAAUUUACAGUUUUAUCAGUUUUAGCUGUUAAAUUGAAAAAAAAUAUGAUUUUACAAUGGGGGAAUUUGGUUAUGAGGGAUUUACAUAAACAGCAUUGCAUGUCAUAUUAGUGUAUAGAUGUGGAUGUCCUAUGGUCAUUUGCUGAUCAUCACAGCUGAGAUACAGUGAAAUGUUGUUUUACAUUCAAUAUUUUAGGUCUCAGUGUAUUGUAUAUAGAUGUAAAAGUAGAUGACUUAAGCUUAUUGAGUACUUAAAGCUUUUUUCAAUACAUGUACCUUUUUUACUUUCAU